Messenger RNA from Peronospora matthiolae, 492 nucleotides. Lineage: Eukaryota; Oomycota; Peronosporomycetes; Peronosporales; Peronosporaceae. The record is from the annotation of a GenBank genome assembly.
AUGGCUACCCGCAACACGCGGUCCUGGCGCCGCUUCCUCUCGACUCUCCUGCACUCUCCUGACAGUCAAAGCAGCAGCAGCAGCAGCAGCAGCAGAGGAGACCCUUUGUACGACGGCGUGUGCGUCUUCACGCUCUCCGGUUGCUCGGAGUUGUUCUCGGACGGGUGUUUCCACUCGUCCUCGAGCGCGUUUCUAGACGUGGAUCCGCUGCAGCUCGUGGCGCUCUUCGAGCAGCUCACGCGUCAAGCCAUUCAAGAGGCGACUCACGUCCAGAGAGAGAGCGGGACGCCUUCGAUCCGCCUGGGCGCCACCGUCUUCCACGUCGUGUCCGCUACUUUCUCGAGCUUCUGUGCCGUCACAAGCGGCAAAACGAGUGGACUCGUGGUGCAGAAGCUCCCGUUUGGGCUCGUGGUCGUGGCUUUCUCAGCGCCACAGCGGCUUGAGACGGUGUUUGGUCAUUUGGAUGCUGCGUGUGCAGCGUUGCGGCGCUGA